UACAGUGUUUGCAUAGUGAGAGCUCACUGAUAUUCUUCAUCAUGACCAUCAUCACCAUCUCUCUGCUCCUGCUGGUUUCUCUGGUGCCACACCUGACCUUCACUGCUCGUGUGGGCAUAGUGGACGGCACAGAAGCAGAACCUCACUCCAGACCUUAUAUGGUUUCUCUUCAGAAAAAAAGCCGGCAUAUCUGUGGAGGAUUCCUCAUUCAUCAACAGUUCGUCUUGACUGCUGCACAUUGCUGGAAAGGUGAUCCCCUCACGGUUGUGGUUGGCGCCCAUGAUUUGAGGAUGACUGAUAGUUCCAACUCCUUUAAAGUGACAUCCUACGUCCAACAUCCAAACUUUGAUUUGAAUACUUUGAAGAAUGACAUCAUGCUUUUGAAGUUGAACAAAAAAGUUACACUGAGCAACAACGUUGGACUGAUAUCAUUACCAAAAUAUGGGGAAGAUGUUAAAGCAGAUACUGCCUGUAGUGUUGCUGGUUGGGGAAGACUGUCGAGAAAAGGCCCAAAACCUGAUCGUCUAAGAGAGGCAGAGACAGUUAUAGUGAACGAUGCAGAGUGUCAACGCAGAUGGAGACAAACUUAUGUGGCUUCAGAGAUGAUCUGUGUUUAUGGUCCUGGUGGAACCUGCAAAGGGGAUUCAGGAGGUCCUUUGGUUUGUGGAGACACUGCUGUUGGUAUCACAUCCUUUAGUGACCCAUAUCUCUGUAAUUCACGUUUGCUUCCUAAUACUUAUACUAGGAUUUCAGCAUAUCUUUCAUGGAUCUACCACCUAACUGGAAAUGUUUAAUGAAGUCAUGAAAAAGAAUUUAAAAAGAUGGAAGAAAUGUUUUUUAUUAUUUCAUAAAUCUUUCAAUAAA
Messenger RNA from Danio rerio (zebrafish), 864 nucleotides. Lineage: Eukaryota; Metazoa; Chordata; Actinopteri; Cypriniformes; Danionidae. The record is from RefSeq and is a predicted model, not a curated record.